Messenger RNA from Drosophila biarmipes, 1401 nucleotides. Its product is annotated as probable G-protein coupled receptor Mth-like 6. NCBI's taxonomy places the organism in Eukaryota, Metazoa, Arthropoda, Insecta, Diptera, Drosophilidae. Gene Ontology annotation, molecular function: G protein-coupled receptor activity. Gene Ontology annotation, cellular component: membrane. The record is from RefSeq and is a predicted model, not a curated record. Gene Ontology annotation, biological process: cell surface receptor signaling pathway. The transcript is spliced from 6 exons.
AUGAAUGUACUUCUUAAUUUUUUUGAAAUACUUCUGUUAUCAGUAGUGUUGAACAAAUCGAAGGCAGUGAUUCCCGACUGCGAUUAUUUUGACACAGUGGAUUUAUCGCAUAUCCCAAAGCUAAAUAACUCUUUCAAGUACGAAGACCUUGAAGUUCCUGUCCACCUCACGGGGAUCUACAACUUCAUGCAACUGGCGGACGGCUCAAUAAAGUCGGUUAAGAAUCAUUUAAGGGGAUGUAUCUGCAAACUGAGGCCCUGCAUUCGAUUCUGCUGUCCCCGGAAGCAAAUGUUGCCAAAUGGCCAGUGUAAUGAUGGCCUCAAGGAGGAGCUCAAACGGGGCAAACCCUACCUUAAUAUAACCCUCCAAGACGGAUCUGUAAAAACACAGGAUCUUCUCACCGACAUGAUUGUGCUAAGGAAUGGGUUUUGGUAUUGCGAGAACGUUCUCAAGGUCCUGGGUGAUCAAUACAAAUUGUUUCAGAACGGUAGCUUAGGUCUCAACUCGUUUACCAACCGGACUUUAAACAAAGAUUGGUACUGCUUAUAUUCCCCUCAGUUUUCUUCAGGGUUCCAGAACAACUUUUGGGUUCUUGAACAUAUAUGCGUACCAAAAUCGAUGCCGGCGGUACCCCAAGUCGGCUUAGUUUCUAUGAUAGGCUGUAUUCUGACAAUAGCAGUUUAUUUAUAUAUCGAGAAACUGCGAAAUUGCCUCGGCAAAUGCUUUAUUUGCUACGUAUUCUGCAAGUUCAUGCAGUUUUUUAUUUGGGCAGGAGGUGAUUUGAAUUAAUUGGAUAACAUUUGCGCUUUAGCAGGUUAUAUUAACUAUUUCUUCGCGGUGGCUUCUCAUCUUUGGCUCUCUGUCCUAAGUCAUCACAUUUGGAAAGGCUUGCAGUCAGUGGAUGGCAAGGGACCUCGAUAUCGUUUCCUGGUUUACUGCGCUUAUAGUUGGGGCUCGUCUGCCAUCCUAACCGGAGUUACGGUGCUGAUGGACUGGGCUUGGGAGGGUAAGCCGGACAAACUGAAUUGGAUGCCCGGUGUUGGCUUAUAUCGAUGCUGGAUAAACACUUACGACUGGUCUGCGAUGAUAUACCUAUAUGGACCUAUUUUUACCUUGAGUAUGUUUAAUAUAGUCGCGUUUAUCCUGACAGUAAAACGCAUUUUAAAGGUGAAGAGCAAUGUAAAGAAGUUCGCGUGUGUGCAGAAAACUGAACAAUAUAGUUUCAGUUUUGUAUUAUACCUGCGACUCUCUGUAAUGAUGGGGGUGAACGGAAUGUCGGAGGUAAUAACCUACUUGCUAAAUCGGCGCCCUUUUUGGAGACGUAUCCUUCGCAUAGCCAACUUUUUCCACCUGAGUUUUGGAAUAGUGGUAUUUGAGCUUUUCAUUCUGAAGCGCAGCUAG